AUGAUGGAGGAAAACCGCAGCCUGGGCCAGGUGUUCGCCGCAGUGGGCCACUUCCGCGGCAGCCUGGUCUGCAUCAAGGAAAUCAACCUGGUGUCCGAUUCCCGGCUGGCCAGCAGUGGCCCGCCGCCGCCGCCACCGCCGCCAGUAAGGCCGAGUCGGAGUAGCGGCAAGCCGAGGAGCCACAUGUUGUUCUUGCCGCCGUCACCGCCGCCGCACAGGUUCUUCGCGCACAGGUGCCGCAGCCCGACUGGCGGCCAGUGGCGCCUCUUGCAGCCCAUGGACAGCAUGGCGGCGUCCUCGGGCUUCAACUCCAGACUCGUCAAGAACCUCAACUUCCGGUACUUCCUGGACUCCGACGUGCUGGAGAACGACGACAUCCGGCUCGACAACGUCUUCCUCGCCUCUCUCAUCCAUGAUCUCAUUAAGCGCUCAGCCACCCAAGAAGUCGAUUGGCUGAUACCUGACGUUCCGCAUCGACUAGCUGCCAAUUGGAACAUCAGCGACGAUUAUGCGAGAUAUCGCAAUCUGCUGUGGACAGCUCCGGAAUUGCUGCGAGACGGAGCACCGUUUGGCACGCAAAAGGCUGACGUUUACAGCUUUGGCAUAAUCCUGUACGAGAUGUUCGGACGGAAGGGGCCUUAUGGCACGUGCGAAUUGCCGCCAAGAGGCGAGUUCCUUUUUGUCCCUCUUUGGUCAUUUUCUAUGCGAGGGGUCUCCCGGAAAAAUUCCGCCAUUUUCAUACAAGAAAUAGUGGAACGGGUGCGAGAGGGUCCUUCGAGGGACGCGGACGGGAACCUGGGCCAGCCCUUCCGGCCGGACCUGAAAGCACUUCCGGGAUUCAGUGCGAACGGACAGCUGAUGACGAACCCGUCUCUGUUCCCGAACAUGACAACCCGGGCCGCGUCCAGCUCCAAACUUUACCAGCAGCAGCUCAACAAAGCCGACCCGGACUGUGAACAAAAUCAAGAAUUCAAUGAAUCCAUCAGCAUUCACAAAGUCAAAAAAUUUCCCACAUCCCCCAACACACAUCCAUUCACCCCAAUUGUGAUCAAGGCAAAUGCAACUGGGCGGAAGCGACAUCGGAGUUCCGGUGACACCCGCGACAACAACACCGGCGCGUGCAUGACUUCCCCGCCGUCUGUGGCAACCCUGUCGGCACUGCUGACCUCUGGCGGCGGCGGUGAUAUGCGUGAGCCGACGCCGUCGAUCGGCAAGGAAGGCUCGGCGAUGGACGACUACUUGUGGCUCUGCAUCCGGGACUGCUGGGCCGAGUGUCCCGACGAUCGACCGGAUUUCCGCCAAAUCCGAGCCAGACUCUCGCCCCUGAGAUCCGGAAUGAAAGCAAACAUAGUUGACCAUGCGAUGGACAUGAUGGAAAGAUACACCAAUAAUCUGGAAGAGCUGGUGGACGAGAGAACGCAGCUGCUCAAGGAGGAAAAGCAAAAGACAGAGGCUCUGCUCUACCGAAUGCUUCCACCAGCCGUGGCGCAUCGGUUGGCGCGAGGUGAAGCAGUUUCUCCGGAAUCCUUCGACUCCGUCGUCAAUUUGCUCAACGAACUCUACACCUUGUUCGACGGGAUAAUUCGCGGCUACGACGUGUACAAGGUGGAGACUAUUGGAGACGCUUACAUGGUGGUAUCUGGAUUGCCGCUGAGGAAUGCCAACAAGCACGCCGGGGAAAUCGCGUCCAUGGCUUUGGAAAUUCUCGAAGCCGCCAAGCAGUUUCGUGUUCCCCACAUGCCGACGACCCCAGUCAAGUUGCGCAUUGGUAUUCACACAGGCCCGGUCGUGGCAGGCGUCGUGGGUCUCACCAUGCCUCGCUACUGCCUCUUCGGCGACACCGUCAACACGGCGUCCCGCAUGGAAUCCAACGGCGAACCCUACCGCAUCCACAUCAGCGAGCAGUGCCGAGAGCACCUCGAGCUCAUCGGCGGCUACCUGGUGUCGGACCGCGGCGUGAUCUCAGUCAAGGGCAAAGGCGACGUCCGCACCUACUGGCUCGAAGGCCUCGAGCAACCCUCCCAACCCAACUCAUCCGCAGCAGCAGGAGGAGCAUCAGCACCCGCAGUCAGACAAUCCGCACAACAACAUCAGCAGCAGCAGCAAGACCUGGGCAAACUGCUCAGCACCAGCGCAGUCAGCCUCCGCCGCCGCAGUCCCAAGCUGGCCCGGUGUCCCGCCAACGGCGGCAGCACGCAAUGGCUCAAGACCCGGUUCGCCACAGACGAUCAAGUGUUGCUGCACGUGCCCAACGCAGCCAGGCCCCUGUUGCGGAAGGCGUCCAAGUCGCUGGACCAGUUCCCCGACGACCGACUCCUCAUGAGCACGGCGAUGCGGCCGCCGUCAGAGGCGCACCCGGAAACGUUCCACUUGCUGUACGAAGAACAUUCCAUUUCCGUGCCGGCGCUGAUUGACGAGACGUUCGGCAGCAAACCCGGCAGCGUCGCCGGAGAGCCCAACAACUUCAAGGCCUGGUUGUACAACAAGUUCAAGCGCAUGGUUCCUGCGAACCCGGGCAGCAAUGCGGGCAGUGUCAACAGUGCGACGGAGGCACCUGCUGCUGCUGGCUUUUGACGAUCACGUCAUCAUCAUCAUCCCGGUCCUGCGCGUGAUGGGGGUGGGUUGCCAUACAGAAUCUUAUUGGAAAUGUCCUGUUUCUUUUUUUUUGACAGGGAGAAAAGAGGAAAAAAGUAUAGGUGCUGGUCUUGGAGCGUCAUCUACCGCGAAAAAGUGCAUCUAUGCAUAAGACAAAUUAUUUUUCAACGAACAAUUGUCUCAAAACAUAUCAUCUAGAAGCAAAAAAAUUCUCCAUAUAUACUGCAUUUCUUUGAGUACCAGCACGCACCAUUACAGUUGAAAUUUUUGAUAAAAUUGCACAUCCCAACCAACACGCGCACCCCAUUUUUAGUUACUAAAAACCACAAUAUUAAAAAAAAUAAGAAAACCCUAAAUUUAAUUUAGGCAUGAUUGAACCUGAAUUCAUCGAAUUUUCAAUUCUUUCUAUCAAGAUAAGUUUUCUGCUAAACUAGGUCCAAUAUUUCCGGUCGGAAACAAGUUGUACAAUGCUCACCUGAAUUUUCAGAACUAAAAUUGUAUGUUUGUCUAUGACAUGCACACCCCUUUUUUUCCAAGUUCGAGGGAAAAGGUGGGCGUGGUAAUCAAGUAAAUGCGGUAGUCGAAAUCAUGAACUGCGAUCGUUGAAAUCUCAUCAAAAUUAUAAUUUUAUCCUUUCCAUGAAAUUUCAUCUUUCUAAAACGUGGAACGAUUACUAAAUGAAUGUUCAUCCCAGCUCACUUUACGAAAGCUUACAUACGUAUCCGGACCAAACAUAAAUACGGUCCAAUCUCCCAAAAAAUAUCCUGUAAAUGCCAUUGUCAGGCUCUUCUAUAUGGGAGUGAAUUCCAAGCAAUUUUACGAUGAUAAUCAUUCAAAAUUAAUCAGUUCGGUAUUUGGGCCAAAAUAGUUGCGUUCCUUUUUCAUCAAAAACCGCAAUGAAACGACAUCAAAACUUCGAUUUGAAGACCCGAGUCAAACGUAUUUCCGGUCAGAAAAACGUUAUACGAAUCAGCCAGCUUCCAGCACUUCCUGUGCAAUGCCCGAGUAAAAUUUUGAGGAGCUUUGAAUCUGAGAAGUGUCCUGCUUUAAAUAUGCCCUAUGAAGGAAUCGUUUUCUUUUAUUAUAUGCUCCGUGAAAGAUUAGAAGCUAUGUGUAUGAAGAGAAGGGAUCCAAUUUCCUAAAUGCUUUCUUGAAAAUUCAAAAUGGGAAAUUCAUCAUCUCAAAUGGAAAUUAAGGUUCUGUAACCACUCGCAUAUAUUUAUAUACAGUAUAUUUACAGUAUAUAUUGGCAGCAGGUGCGCAAACGCGGUGCAUGACACUCCAGACCAGCACCAGACUUUUGAGAAACGCGAAGCAAAUGAGUUCAGAGAUCAUCGCUGUGAUUCGAUUGCCAUGUAAAAAAAAACACAAAACUUAUUGAUUAUGCACACCAUUUUGCAAAACCUUUUUGGCAAGCUGGCGUGAUGAACGUGCAACAGAAACGUGUGUCAGCUCCUGAAAAAUUAGUGCCCGGAUUACGGAAACGUAAACUUUCAAUCAAAAGCUUCAAUCCAACUCGCUCAAUAACAGCAGCUGUGAAAUUCCAUGAACCCCAUUAUUGUAUCUCAAUAUACGUCAUGUCCCCCUUUUACAAACAUCGCAAUUAAGAAAAAAAAAAGGCUGGACGCAAUUCGGUGCCUAUUCCGUGUUGUCAAGUCAAUUUCGUGCACCCGAAACUUUUUUCACUCCUUUUAAAUGUUCCACGAAGAUAGGAAAUGGGGAAGAUCACGUUCUGACGGAAAAAAAAAACUGUAUUUAAUGGCGGAGUCAUUCAUUCGUUUGGGUUCUAACAGCAUUGAUUUAAAAGUUUUCUGUGGUUUCAAAUGUCCUCGAAGAAUAUCAAAAUCGGAAAAUAGCGAUGAAGUCUUACAUUUAUCAAGCAUUACUCUUCUUUAGUUUUAUUAAAAAAAAAUAAAAAAAAACUUCCGUGAGACGAGCAAUGAUAGAUUUAAAAAAAAGCGGCAACAGCCGUUAUUCCUUAUUGAUGACUAAGUUGUUGAAGAAAAGAUGCCAUGUAAAUUUGAAAUACUGUACUGUCUAUUAAAUACUGGCAAAAGAAAACUAUAAAAUCAGUACCAUAUCAUAGUCAAGCGUUAAAUGACGAAUACAGUAUUUUUUACUUAUUUUUGUUUUAUUGGGGGACCGAGAAAUUCGGGCAACUCAUAACAGAUAGGGAAACACGAAUUAAGAUCGAAUGACAAAUCUUACGUCUUCUUUCAGAGAAUCUCUCGCAUUUCUCCUCGUUUUUUUCUUCAUUCCAGCAAGUGUUUUAUUUUUUUUAAAUCAUCUCGCGUAAAUUUGGCCUUAUACGUUCUCGAGGAGCAAUUCAUUAAAUGAACUUAUUCCAACGUCUCAAAAAGAAUUCGUUGGGGAAACGAAGAAGGAAUCAAGAAUGUCUUUCACUACCAGACGAACAAAAAAACAAACAAAACCGGUGGAAUAAUUGAAAGAAUCAAACACAAGUGUUUUGGCAUCAAGCAACGCAUUAAUCUUCCUUGCGUAAACCGAAUUCGAGAACAAGUGCAAACAGUUUUUUAUACCUCGGAAAACAGGUGCUCCAACAGACAGAAUGAAAAAGCAAACCGAUGACGGGAAGAUGCUUUUUUUUUGCAAUGUCAAUGUUCUGGAAUUUCACACAUUCGAAUUGUUACGAGAUGAAAAGAAGAACGUUAUUUUUUACGUGUUCCGAUGAACGUAUUGAAUGUGCGUGCGUGCUGGAAGUCGUUUGAUAUGAAAAGAAAAGCAGAUCUUUUGCCCACUUCA
This is a messenger RNA of Notodromas monacha, 5358 nucleotides long. NCBI's taxonomy places the organism in Eukaryota, Metazoa, Arthropoda, Ostracoda, Podocopida, Cyprididae. The record is from the annotation of a GenBank genome assembly.